This is a messenger RNA of Phymastichus coffea, 1720 nucleotides long. RefSeq lists its product as uncharacterized. Lineage: Eukaryota; Metazoa; Arthropoda; Insecta; Hymenoptera; Eulophidae. Gene Ontology annotation, cellular component: extracellular region. Bases 117 to 1259 code for a protein of 380 amino acids. The record is from RefSeq and is a predicted model, not a curated record. Gene Ontology annotation, molecular function: chitin binding. The transcript is spliced from 2 exons.
UCCCCCAGUGGCCUGAUAACGAUGCAGUGUCUUUAUAAGGGACUCUGCGGCACGGUAACAGCCUAGUUUAUAGGUCGUUUCAAGUCACUUCACGUGAUAUUGCUGUGACUAUCAGAAUGGAGACAAAACUAGCGAUAGUGAUAGCUUUAUUGAUUGGAAGCAGCUUGAUUAGUCAAACACAGACUCGACCGCAACGAGCACGCCUAAUUGGAAUUGGUACUGACGAAGACAUUAACAUCGAUAGUGAAGGAAUGGAUAAUGGAGGAGAUAUUAGCAUUGGUCUUGGGGGAAAUAAUAACUCAUCUGGCGAAAGCAAAAAUUUUGAUGGCAUUCGCGUAGGUCUAAUAGAAGCCAUUCCCCUUGAGUUAGAAAAUUCAGAAAAGCAGUUAGAUGGCGUUUCUUCGAAAAUAGAGAUGAGCGAAGAAGAGAGAGAACAAAAAGAAUCCUUCUCACCAGCUUCUUCGAAACCGGAAAACGAUUUUCCAACUUCAGCUCCUUCGAAACCAAAGGAAACUGAUAAAGAAAAUGACAAACCAGAAGAGUCUUCUUCAGCCUCAUCAAGACCAGAAGAAGAGUCCUCAUCUUCAGCUCCUUCAAAUUCAAAAGAAAAGAUUUCAUCGUCAGUUCCUUUUGAUCCUGAAGAAGAAUCGUCAUCUUCAACACCAACCGAGACAAAAGAAAAAUCCUCUACUCCAAUUCUUUCAGAAUCAGAACGAGAAUCCUUGUCUCCAGCUACCUCAGAAUCAGAAGAAUCUGGUGAUGUUUCGACAACGAUGCAAUUGAAAGAAGAGAAUGAAUCAUCAGAACGAACUACGAUUAAUUCAACGACAGAAGAAGAAAAUGAACCGGAAAACGAAACUGAAACUUCAUCAUCAACUGUUGUUUCAACAACUUCGAAACCAGAAACUGGUACCGAGUCUUCCCUACGAAACAUUACCUCAAUUACUUCCGAAUCAGAAAAUAUAACUGCUCCUUCUACAAGUUCUACGCCACAAAACUCAACUGAAGGAUCGACAACUCCAGCAUCGCAAAAUCCAAAUACCUGCAUUGGUGAGUGCUCGUCCCAUGACUCACUAAGAUAUUCCAUCUAUUUGCCCAAUAUACGUUGUGAUAAAUUCUGCGAGUGUAGCAACGGCCGUGCCAUCGUUAUCUCAUGUCCCAAGAGGCUACACUUCAAUGCAGAAUUGAAUGUCUGUGAUUGGCCAGACAGAGCUAAUUGCUCUGGUAUUAUACCGCCUUAUAUUUCCAAUUUCACUUAGAGGAUAACUGCAUGUUCGUUUAGCAUACACAAAAUAUCACAAAAUAUCGUUAUUGUAUAAUAUCACAGUAUGUUUGAAAAGUACUGCUUUGUUAUUUUUAUAAUGGUCUUUGCAAAUAAUAGAAUAAAAAUAAAAAAAUUAACAGUAUACUAUAUUACUUGUACCAAUUGCUUUAAAGAAAAAUGUAUGUGUUAAACUGCAACUCUCGUGGUUCGGAAUGCAACGGAGGCAUAAGUUAACGGUGUAUACUUUUAUAAUUCCAAAAUAUAAUUAACAAUUGAACGUACUGCGAUUGGCUACCUGGAAAAUAUUCAAUUGCAUCUGAUAUGUAAAGUCUGACUGCAGACUAAUUAGUCAACGGUAAGUUCAGUAACAGGGGAGGCGACGCUCCUAGGUUAGUUAAAGGAUGCGUUACCUUUAAGUAGAAUCAGCUGCGACUACACGAUUGUGCACUUUUGAAA